Molecule: messenger RNA, 1770 nt
Organism: Miscanthus lutarioriparius
Lineage: Eukaryota; Viridiplantae; Streptophyta; Magnoliopsida; Poales; Poaceae
Source: the annotation of a GenBank genome assembly
AUGGGCAACGUGUGCUUCUGCGGCACCACCUCCACGUCUCCUGAUCAGCCCGAACCCGACGCCACAGCCAGCAAAGCGCCGCCACAUCCACAAGGUGGCCACAAGAGACCGGCGACGCCUCCGAGCAGCCAGCAGGGCAGCAACAGCCAAGAGCCAAGCCCGGGGUCCAACAAGCCCAGACCGAAGGCGAGGCCCAAGGCGGCGGCUACUAAGCCCAACAACCCGUACGACCGGGCUCCGCCGCCGGCGCACGCGUCCAGCGGCGUCGGCGGGGCGUCGGCCUUGGCGCCGCGCGUGCUGGACGGCGUGGUGCCGCACCACCCGCGGCUGCGCGUGAUGGACAAGUACCACCUCGGGCGGGAGCUGGGGCGGGGCGAGUUCGGCGUCACGCGGCUCGCCACGGACCGCGCCACGCGGGAGCGCCUGGCGUGCAAGUCCAUCCCGAAGCGGCGCCUGCGCACGGCGGUGGACGUCGCCGACGUGCGCCGGGAGGUGGCAAUCAUGGCGUCGCUGCCCGACCACCCGGCGCUCGUGCGCCUGCGGGCCGCCUACGAGGACGCCGACGCCGUGCACCUCGUCAUGGAGCUCUGCGACGGCGGGGAGCUGUUCGACCGGAUCGUGGCCCGCGGGAGGUACACGGAGCGCGCCGCGGCGGCGGCCGCCAGGACCGUGGCCGAGGUGGUAAGGGCGUGCCACGCGCACGGGGUCAUGCACCGGGACCUCAAGCCCGAGAACUUCCUCUACGCGGGCAAGAGCGACGAUGCGCAGCUCAAGGCCAUCGAUUUCGGACUCUCCGUCUUCUUCAAACCAGGCGAGCGGUUCACGGAGAUCGUGGGCAGCCCGUACUACAUGGCGCCGGAGGUGCUGCGGCGGAGCUACGGGCCGGAGGUGGACAUCUGGAGCGCCGGCGUGAUCCUGUACAUCCUCCUCUGCGGCGUGCCGCCCUUCUGGGCCGAGACGGAGCAGGGCGUGGCGCGCGCCAUCCUCCGCGGCAACCUGGACCUGCAGCGGGAGCCGUGGCCGCGGAUCUCCGAGGGCGCCAAGAGCCUCGUCCGCCAGAUGCUGCAGAUGGACCCCAAGAAGCGACCCACCGCGCAGCAAGUGCUCGAGCACCCGUGGCUGCAGAACGCGCGGAAGGCGCCCAACGUGCCGCUGGGCGACGUCGUCCGGGCGCGGCUGCAGCAGUUCUCCGCCAUGAACAAGUUCAAGAAGAAGGCCAUGCGGGUGAUCGCGGAGCACCUGUCCGUGGAGGAGGUGGAGGUGAUCCGGGACAUGUUCGCGCUCAUGGACACGGACAAGGACGGCAGGGUGACGCUGGAGGAGCUCAAGGCCGGGCUCAGGAAGGUCGGGUCCAAGCUGGCCGAGCCCGAGAUGGAGCUGCUCAUGGAGGCCGCCGACGUGAACGGCAACGGGUACCUGGACUACGGCGAGUUCGUGGCGAUCACCAUACACUUGCAGCGGCUCUCCAACGAUGCCCACCUCCGCAAGGCGUUCCUCUUCUUCGACAAGGACAGCAGCGGUUACAUCGAGCGCGCCGAGCUGGCCGACGCGCUCGCCGACGAUGCGGGGCACACCGACGAGGCCGCGCUCAACAACGUCCUGCAAGAAGUCGACACCAACAAGGAUGGGCGGAUCAGCUUCGAGGAGUUCGUGGCGAUGAUGAAGGCCGGGACGGACUGGAGGAAGGCGUCCCGGCAGUACUCGAGGGAGCGCUUUAAGACGCUAAGCAACAGCCUCAUCAAUGACGGGUCGCUCGGCAUGGCGCGAUGA